UAUUUUUUUUACAAUCACUGCAUGGCUUCCAAUAACACUAAAUGCUUAUUCGCCGGUAAAGGGAUACUAUCCCUUAUAGGUACUUACUUCUACAGAAUGUUUUUCAAUAUUGGUGCCGUUGCCUCGUUUAAAACAGCAAUUGAUUCUACGUUUGAAUUAUUUUUUAUCACUAUAAUGUACGUGUUGUCCCUUUACACGAGAUCAUAUUUCUUAGGGGCAUUAUACUUUAAAUUCAGAAGCAAAAUUCGUUAUCAAUAUUUUGUUCGCAACAUAACGAACUAUUACGUCAAGCAGAAUAUUCACCCGGACCUUAUGGCAAGACUACAAAGAUAUUUACGGUGUCACUGGAAAUAUUUUAGUGGCGUUGAUAUUACUCAUCCGAAUCCGCUGAAAGGUGAGGCUUUUGUCAUUUACUGGAAGUGCCACGGCGAAACGGCAGUAAGAAUCAUAAGUGAAUCGGAGAUACUCAAAGGCGCUGAUCCUGCUCUUGUACGAGAACUAGCACAAAAGGCUAAGAUUUUAUUAAUACCCAAAAGAGCGGCUGUGCUGCUAUUUGGUAUUCAAACGUGUCGAAUAAACUGGCUUUUAGAAGGUGUAUUGCGAUGCGAGUACCAAAGUGAUGCUAAUGAAACUAUCGUUAACUAUGUGCAGCCUGGAAAAGUUUUGUCUGCAUUGACAGUGUUGUACAGUGGAACCUCCAUACAGACUUUCACCGCAGCUUCCGACUGCGAGAUACUGUACAUAACGCGCUCUGAUUUUUUUGAAACUAUUAGACGCUAUCCGCUAGAAGCGAGUUUUUUCGAGAAUACUUUAAAGGAAAUGGAGCCUGAAUAUACGGCAGUAGUUAACGACUAUGUACAGAGGAACAGAGAGCGUCGCUACACAUCAUCGCACCUUUCAGCUGACUAG
This is a messenger RNA of Hyposmocoma kahamanoa, 909 nucleotides long. RefSeq lists its product as uncharacterized. Lineage: Eukaryota; Metazoa; Arthropoda; Insecta; Lepidoptera; Cosmopterigidae. The record is from RefSeq and is a predicted model, not a curated record. Bases 22 to 909 code for a protein of 295 amino acids. The transcript is spliced from 4 exons.